AGACUAGUAAAAAAAUUGAGGAGAAUCCCCCUUAAAUACAAAACAAUACGAAUGGUUUAUAAUGACUUCAUUCAUUGUUCUGCACUAUACUUAUUCUUAUUUUAGUCAUUGAGAGACAAAAACUAUAGUAACCAAUACUAUUUAAUAAGUCUGCAUUGUUAAGUUAAAAAAGGAAAAACAUUAAUAAACAAUAGAAAGUAUAAUGCAAAUAAUAUUUUUAGUAUUACUUUUAAAAGUUAUUUCUGCUCAAGAUGCAGCUCAAUGGGCUUUUUUAACAAAAUUGUCAUCACCACAAUGCAAACAAUUACCAGUGGAAGAUCCCAAGCGAUGCUGCAUUUUUCCAGAUCUGUUCGAAAUAGAAACGAAAGCGGGAUGCAGUAGUGGGAAGCAUGAAGAAGUGCAAACCUUCGCCAAUCGUGGAUCACCUGAUUGUGCAGAAAGAACUUGCUUACUCCGGAACAACGAUUUGCUGUUCGACAACGAUGAGAUUGACAAGGAUGCCGUUAAGCAGUAUUUGAACGGGUGGGUGGCGAAGAGGAGGGACUACUUGCCUGCAGUUAAUGCUGUCAAAGACAUCUGCCUUGGUAAGAAGCCUAUGCUUGGACCAAAGGAGAUGUGUGAAGCGGACAAACUACUUUUCUGCAUCACAUCUAAUUUCUAUAACAACUGUCCUAACUGGUUGGAAACCCAAGCCUGCACUGCAACACGAGCAUUUUUAGAAGGCUGCAUGCCUUAUUAUGAUUAAACAUAGUGAAUUGUAUGAAAUAUAUAAAACAGGAAUGUUAAACUUGCUAAAA
Molecule: messenger RNA, 797 nt
Organism: Cydia pomonella (codling moth)
Lineage: Eukaryota; Metazoa; Arthropoda; Insecta; Lepidoptera; Tortricidae
Product: general odorant-binding protein 68-like
Exons: 6
Coding region: 203-745 (180 amino acids)
Source: RefSeq, a predicted model, not a curated record